Messenger RNA from Tarenaya hassleriana, 1369 nucleotides. RefSeq names its product bifunctional UDP-glucose 4-epimerase and UDP-xylose 4-epimerase 1-like. Gene Ontology annotation, molecular function: RNA binding; UDP-glucose 4-epimerase activity. Gene Ontology annotation, cellular component: cytosol. Gene Ontology annotation, biological process: rRNA processing; galactose metabolic process. Lineage: Eukaryota; Viridiplantae; Streptophyta; Magnoliopsida; Brassicales; Cleomaceae. The transcript has 9 exons. The record is from RefSeq and is a predicted model, not a curated record. Bases 165 to 1220 code for a protein of 351 amino acids.
AAAGCAACAGACCAUAAAAGACCCUCAACUUCCCCCCCUUGAUUUGCUCAACCGCCGAUCUUCUCCUCUCUCCGGUAUCCGAACCAGCAGAAAAGUUUCGAUUUUGCGAAGUGGGUUUUGAUCCUUUUGGCGCUCCUGCGUUCAUUUCGUCGAAUUCUCUGAAAAUGGGUUCUUCCGGAGAGAAGAAUAUUUUGGUCACCGGAGGGGCCGGAUUCAUCGGUACCCACACCGUUGUUCAGCUUCUGAAUGAGGGGUUUAGGGUUUCGAUCAUCGACAACCUGGACAAUUCUGUCGUCGACGCUAUCGAUAGGGUCAGGGAGCUUGUUGGUCCUGGUCUCUCUAAGAAGCUCGAGUUCAAUUUGGGUGAUCUAAGAAACAAAGGGGAUAUAGAGAAAAUCUUCUCUCGACAGAAAUUCGAUGCGGUGAUCCAUUUUGCCGGUCUUAAGGCUGUGGGAGAGAGCGUUGCAAAUCCUCGUCGCUAUUUCGACAAUAACUUGAUUGGAACGAUCAAUCUUUACGAGACCAUGGCGAAAUAUAACUGCAAAAUGAUGGUGUUUUCAUCAUCUGCAACUGUCUAUGGCCAACCAGAAAAAAUCCCCUGCAUGGAAGACUUUGAUUUGAAGGCUAUGAAUCCCUAUGGUCGUACUAAGCUAUUUCUUGAAGAAAUAGCUAGAGAUAUACAAAAGGCAGAACCAGAAUGGAGAAUCAUCCUUUUGAGGUACUUCAAUCCGGUUGGAGCCCACGAGAGUGGCAGAAUCGGGGAGGAUCCAAAGGGUAUCCCCAAUAAUCUCAUGCCUUACAUCCAACAAGUGGCUGUUGGAAGAUUACCUGAACUCAAUGUCUAUGGUCACGACUAUCCUACCGAGGAUGGUAGCGCGGUCAGAGACUACAUCCAUGUAAUGGACUUAGCAGAUGGUCACAUUGCUGCACUGAGGAAACUCUUUGCAGAUCCAGAGAUUGGCUGUACUGCUUGUAAUCUGGGGACUGGAAGAGGAACAUCAGUGUUACAAAUGGUUUCUGCCUUCGAGAAAGCUUCUGGAAAGAAAAUCCCUGUAAAGCUCUGCCCGAGAAGGCCGGGAGAUGCAACUGCUGUUUAUGCUUCGACAGAGAAAGCUCUGAAAGAACUUGGCUGGAAGGCAAAAUAUGGAGUGGAGGAAAUGUGCAGAGACCAGUGGAAUUGGGCAAGCAGGAAUCCAUGGGGUUACCAGAAAAGGCCUUGAAUCUUGGUCUUUUAUUCCCCUUUUUAACCACAUCUCUACAUAAAUAUCAUAUAAAAUGUGCUCUAUUUUCUUUUUCUUUUCCAUGUCCUGGUAUCAUUUUUCACAAUUUCUCAAUUGGCACUAAUAAAAGUCUGGCCAAGUUUCCAUAC